UGAGGAACUGUCCGAGCAGAAGUCUCAGCAGCAGUGUUUCACUUCCGAAGCUUUUCGUUCAGCUGUGACAAGAGAUUAAUCCUCAUAUUGUUGGAGAAGCGGCUCGGGAAUGGAUUUGUGGGGCUGGGAGUUUUCAUUCCUUGUUUUGCCACAGUGUGCUCCUGGCACAGGCAGGCUGAUGAUGCUUCUCCCCCUGCAAUUCAGUACCCUGUGGAGGGGAGGUGGGGUACUGCAGAAGUCCCUCUUGAGAACCAAAGCGUGGCAGCAUGGCUCUGCCUUGCAAGCUCAUUAAGUGAAUAAAUCUCAGGGAUGCUUGGUUCAGAUGGGGCUCUUGCAGGAAAAUUUAUAAAGUCAUUAAAAACAUUUUAAUGGAAAGUACUAACCAUCUAUAACACGGCAUCUGUUGUCAUGUCGUUUGAAAAACACAUCUAAAUUAAGAGGAUGGGAGACAGUGAGACAGACUGGUGGGCUUUCUGCUGAAACAGCCAGCUGGCCAGGGCUGUGAGGGAAUAUUGGUGGAAACUCCUUCCCAUCUGUAGCAUCAGGCCAGGCCUUGGCUCCCUGGACUGCUCUGGGAGCAUGAGGCAGAGCUGUCUUUGGCAGGAAUCAGUUCAGGGAGGAGUAGAGAGGGAAGAGAGGAGCAGCUCUGUGGUGUUUCCGUCUCAUCUCAUCCCUCAGCAGGUGUGAAGACAGAGAGUUUGUGGGGAAAGCGUGGAGGAACAUCUGCAAGGAGCUUUGGCAUCUCUGCACUUACACAGUCUGGCCUGGAGAGGAGAGAAUGUCCUCUGCUGUUAAAAUGUGGUGAAAUGGGCAGGGCAGUGAAGGGAAAUAAAUUUGAGGUGGUUCAACAUGGCAUCAGCAGCCUCACAUUCCCUGUGGGAGAGGGAAACAACCUGGAUCCUGCUUCAUUUUUGCUGGGGUGUUUCAGCCCUGAUGGACAAUGGCAGUUGCAGCGGCCAACAUGGAUUUUUUCUUCGUCUGCCCUUUUCUGCUGGUGCUGCUGCUGUCCCGAGGCAGCUUCGCAGACCUGGAAAAACAGAGGGUAGACUCUGGCUUGGAAAUCUAUAAGAAGCUGUUUGAGGUUAAGCGCAAGGACCAGAUGAAUGCGCUGAAGAAUCUGAUUGAGCUCAAUGACGUCAACCAGCAGUACAAAAUCAUUGACAUCAUGCUCAAGGGACUCUUCAAAGUGCUGGAGGAUUCUCGUGCUGUGCUCAUUGCUGCUGAUGUGCCUCCCGAUGGGCCUUUCCCUCAGGAUGAGAAGAUAAAAGAUGCAUACUCCCACGUGGUGGAGAAUACUGCCUUCUUCGGGGACGUCGUCCUGCGCUUCCCCAAGAUUGUGCACCACUAUUUCGACCGCAACUCCAACUGGAACAGCCUCAUCCGCUGGGGCAUCGGCUUCUGCAACCUGACGGGUGUGUUCGAGCAGGGACCCCAGUCCCAGGUCCUGCGGCUGAUGGCUCAGGAGCUGGGAAUCAGUGAGAAAUCGCCCGAUUACCGCAAUCCCUUUAAAACGGACCACUCAGAGUUUUUCCCCAGUGCCGACACCUUUCAGAAGGCGCUGAGGGACGAGGAGAAGAGGAGGAAGAAGGAGGAGAAGCGGAAGGAGAUCCAAGGGCCGCGCAUCUCCCGCUCACAGUCGGAGCUGUAGCGUGCAGGGGCUCGCACCUUGCAGUGGGGGUGACUCCACUGGGACACAGAGUGGCUCGCUCCCUCUCGGCAGCCUUGGGCCAGUUCCUGGCAGUCCCCUUUCCGUUUGUGCCGUGGGUUUUGUUUCGUUGCCUUUCCCUUUUGUU
Messenger RNA from Myiozetetes cayanensis, 1793 nucleotides. It is a transcript of the gene CCDC134, whose product is annotated as coiled-coil domain containing 134. NCBI's taxonomy places the organism in Eukaryota, Metazoa, Chordata, Aves, Passeriformes, Tyrannidae. The record is from RefSeq and is a predicted model, not a curated record.